Messenger RNA from Pipistrellus nathusii (Nathusius's pipistrelle), 1659 nucleotides. NCBI's taxonomy places the organism in Eukaryota, Metazoa, Chordata, Mammalia, Chiroptera, Vespertilionidae. The record is from the annotation of a GenBank genome assembly.
AUGGCAGCGGCAAAGAGAACAGAUGGGCUGUUGGUGGGGGCCGUGGACCAGGGCACCAGCUCGACGCGCUUCUUGGUUUUCGACUCCAAGACCGCCGAGCUCCUCUGCCAUCACCAGGUGGAGAUCGAGCAGGAGUUCCCCAAGGAAGGAUGGGUGGAGGAGAACCCCAAGGAGAUCCUGCAGUCCGUCUAUGAGUGCGUAGAGAAAGGCUGCGAGAAGCUCCAGGAGCUCAACAUCGACAUCGCCAGCAUCAAGGCCAUCGGCAUCAGCAACCAGCGGGAGACCACGGUGGUCUGGGACAAGCUGACCGGGGAGCCGCUCUACAACGCCCUGGUGUGGCUCGACCUCCGAACGCAGUCUACCGUUGAGAGCCUCAGCAAGCGCAUCCCGGGCAACAACAACUUCGUCAAGGCCAAGACGGGCCUGCCGCUGAGCACCUACUUCAGCGCCGUGAAGGUCCGCUGGCUGCUGGACAACGUGCCGGGCGUGCGGCAGGCGGCCGAGGAGGGCCGGGCGCUCUUCGGCACCGUCGACUCCUGGCUCAUCUGGAACCUGACGGGCGGCGCGGAGGGCGGCGUCCACUGCACCGACGUGACCAACGCCAGCAGGACGAUGCUGUUCAACAUCCACUCCCUGCAGUGGGACAAGGAGCUCUGCGAGUUCUUCGGGGUCCCCAUGAGCAUCCUCCCCAACGUGCGGAGCUGCUCCGAGAUCUACGGCCUGAUGAGGCGGGGGACCCUGGGCGGCGUGCCCAUCUCCGGCUGCCUAGGGGACCAGUCGGCAGCGCUGGUGGGGCAGAUGUGCUUCCAGGACGGGCAGGCCAAGAACACGUACGGCACCGGCUGCUUCCUGCUGUGCAACACGGGCAGCAAGUGCGUGUUCUCGGAGCACGGCCUGCUCACCACCGUGGGCUACAAGCUGGGCCGGGACAAGCCCGUGUGCUACGCCCUGGAGGGCUCGGUGGCCAUCGCGGGCGCCCUGGUGCGCUGGCUGCGGGACAACCUCGGCAUCAUCAAGUCCAUGGAGGAGAUGGAGAAGCUCGCCAAGGAGGUGGGCACCUCCUACGGCUGCUACUUCGUCCCCGCCUUCUCGGGGCUGUACGCGCCUUACUGGGACCCCAGCGCCAGGGGCAUCAUCUGCGGGCUCACCCAGUUCACCAACAAGAGCCACCUGGCCUUCGCCGCCCUGGAGGCCGUGUGCUUCCAAACCCGGGAGAUCCUGGACGCCAUGAACCGCGACUGCGGCAUUCCGCUCAGCCACCUGCAGGUGGACGGGGGGAUGACCAACAACAAGGUCCUCAUGCAGCUGCAGGCGGACAUCCUGUGCAUCCCCGUGGUGAAGCCCACCAUGCCCGAGAUCACCGCCCUGGGCGCCGCCAUCGCCGCGGGCACCGCCGAAGGGGUCGGGGUGUGGAGCCUGGACCCCGCGAAGCUGUCGUCCUUCAUCAUGGAAAGGUUCGAGCCCCAGAUCAACGCCGAGGAGAGCGAGGUCCGCUACUCCGUCUGGAAGAAGGCCGUGAGGAAGUCCAUGGGCUGGGCGACCACGGAGGCCGCGGUAGGCGGCGACCCCAGCAUCUUCAGCAGCCUGCCCCUGGGCUUUUUUGUCGUGAGUAGCAUGGUCAUGUUGAUCGGGGCGAGGUACAUCUCGGGCAUCCCCUAA